CGAGCGAGUUUACAUACAAACCGACCAGGGCAGAGUCUGUGUCGAAGCUCCGGGGAAGACCUUUCACUGAAAUAUCCCAUUAGAACUUUCCUCCGACGCUUAAAUUCCUGUAGUUCUCGAAAGAAUAGUUUGCCAUAACAUAUAAAUAUUAAAGAAGCAUUGGACCUUAAGAAACGAAAAUGAAUUUACUAAGUGUAGCGCUGUGUGCCCUCGGUUGCCUACUUUCAUGUUUAUCAGCGGCUGGCCACAGGAUACCCAAUUUUAUAGCCCACGACAACCUGAGCGACGGACAACACGAGAUCAGACUUCACUACAACAGUGUCAGCGCCAAACAGACGUCGGUUACCCGGGACCAGGGCAGCGAGAGCGGGCUGGUUCUCAGACAAGUUAGCCACCGACGCCACCUACUGACGCUGAUAUACGUUGGGGAAGUGACUGAUCACCUGAGCGUCGACGGCCUCUCCCUCAGGGACUGUGAGCUUACCUCUGACCCCGCCGAGGUGGAGCCCUUCUUAGAUACCUUCAACGCGGACGUGGAAAUUGCUAGAAAUAUCCCCACUGGGUCGUGGUCUGGCCAGCUGCACAAUGUAAGCUUCGUGCACCUGGACAGUGAGAGUGAGCUGCCUGAGUACCUGAGACCCAUCACCCACUUCAGGGAACUAAGAGCACAGUGCAAAGCCCACCAUCGGAGUGUACGUAAGGCAGUGAAGGCACAGAGGCGCUUGGAGCGAGCCCAGCACAACCAACCCCAGGAGACACACUCGAGGUCACGACGAGCAGUUCUGGAACACCUGCGGUUGUUUCCAACGACCAAGUGGUGCGGCGUCGGGUACUCGGCCUCUGUGUACGGGGACCUGGGCGGCUCCUCCGGGGCCGACAAGUGUUGUCGUCAGCAUGACCUACACUGUCCUUACUAUAUUAGCUCCUUCGAAACGAAGUAUGGCCUCAUGAACUGGAGCAUCGGCACCAUCAACCACUGCGGCUGCGAUGAAAGGUUCAAGGCGUGCCUCAAGAUGUCCCGCACCGCCGCCGCCGACAUGGUAGGCAAUGUGUUCUUCAACGUGGUGAAGACCCGCUGCUUCAGGUUCCAGAAGCAGAAGGUUUGCAGGAAGUGGUCGUGGUGGGGUCGCUGCGAGAAGUACGCCAUGAAGAACGUGGCCGUCUUGAGGGACAAUGUGCCAUACUCCACCUGAGCGUCCGGCUACUUCUACACUCCGGCACCACAGUAUCUGCUACCGUAGGUACUAAACAAGACCAGCACAAGUUUACGAAAACAAACAGUACCAUGCAGAUCUAUCGGAGGGGGGGGGGGUUUACAGCCCCUUGAAGUUCAAAGCUCAACACUGGAUCAUAGUGUCGCGCAGCUCUAAAGGGAGGUCCACAACCCACACAUUUUUCACAAGGGAACCUGCAACACCAACGCGUCGUGAAGGGAGUCUUCAGCCCUUGAUGGGUAAACUAGAAGGUGCUCACAACUGCACAAGAUUCCCUCAGCUGAAAACCACAGCCCUACAUGGUUCUUCCAGGAAGAGCAGCAGUCCCACAUGGUCGGCACCACUCCCCAGCGUCCCUAGCUUUGUCCUCGGGAAGGCGACGGUGGCCUAGUCCUAUUACCAAAGACGGACGUCAUCAUCCGUGCUCCACCCGCUGCUGUGGCUCACCCGCUCUGUGCCACAAACCAAAGGUUCACUUGUUUUUCACUUCAGCGCUACCUGACCCAUACCAAACACUAGAGACCUUUUGAACAGAUUAAAGAUUAUUCUCUAAACUUCACAACGGUGGAGACUAGAUAGCACUGUUGCGACUAUUCAGUGUUUUGAUUCUAUUCCUGCAUAUAUCAGAAAGUAAUAAAAAGGUAUACAGGUUUCUACAUGUGGCAGUGUUAUGGUUGCCCUCGGUUUGUAUGUGGAUAACAAUAUCAUCCUACCAGUAACCCUUGGUACCUCCGUGUGAGGCGGAAUCCAAGUUAAUAAACAUCUAGUGAAUGUCAGCUCUCCGCCAUAGCACCGCCACAGUUAGGAACUGUUUGGGGUAGCGGGAAAAAUUAGCACUAAAUUUGUUUAUAGCGCAUAACCUUUAUACAUUUUGUGAGAAUUCGGGUUUUCACAGCUCACGUCUGUUCAAUGAGAGUACAGUAGGCUAUAUGGUAACUGCCUGAAUGUAUUUUAGUACUGUAAAAGCUAGAAGAUCCUCUAGCAAAAAAAAAAAUAUGAUUUUGUUAAUGCCAUCACCAGUGUUACCAACAUUACCUGCAGGUGCUAUAGUGUAUGACGUGAGGUCAGCAACCACACGUGUAUGAUAAUGAUCUGUGGCGGAGUUGACGUGAGCCACUGAGGCAGAAAUGGAGGUUUUGCUGUACCAAAGUGUAAUCAUAAACGCAUUAUCUCUUUGUCUUCAUGUAUCGUCUGUGACUCGUGCACAUAUUACCACCAGAAAAUCAGGCCCAUGUUGUCAUUAAUUCAUCAACCACUUGCCAUUAUUUCAUACCAUUUCCACAUUUGCAUCAUUUCACUUUUCGUUACCCACCAUGCCAAUAUUAUAAUCAUUUCACUAUUCAUUCCUAUACCGUCACUCCAUGCUCAUGCCUCAUCUCAAACACAUCAACGACUCGACCAUAUCCUUACAUUUAUCGUAAGUCUAGACAGAUUGUACCAUUAUCCUGAACCACAACACAACGGGUCAGCAUCUCUUUAAAGUUAUCUCGGCUAGAAACAAAGUUAGAUGCUCACUAGAAUAUGUCUAGUUGGCGUCAAUUUUACCCGUUAUUAUGUUCACUGAUAGAGAUGCGAAGCUUAAUAGUUUGCUACUGGAAUAUGUUGUUGUCGUGUUCAUGUAUUUUGGUUCACUAUCCCAUACAUGGCUGUACGGGUUAUGUCACAAACCAUUACGAUACAUAUCACUAUCCAGAUUACGGUUAGAAUUAUGUUUGAUAUGACUUGUCUAACGUUGUACAAGUCAUGUUAGAUUAUCGAGGCACUCAUCACGUUAAGAUACCAUCAGGGUCUGUAACAUAGCCUGUGUACAACUAUGUGUUUGUAAAUACAGUUUUUGUUUCUCGCCUUGUGGUUGUAAAUACAUGAAAAUUUAAAUUUAUUUUUGUGUGCUCAGUGUAUCGGCGACAUCCACGCUGACAAUUUUGUACUGUUACUUGAUGUGUGUGGAUGAGCUAUUUAUUUGUCAACUGUGUCCAAGUGAACGUUACUCUCCGGGCGUUAAUAAAAGUUCGGAUACAUUCUUUAUAUUCUGUAGUGAAGAGUAAAAUAGAAUUGUAUAUCGAUAUUUGUAAUUGUGUAGUAUUCUGACAAUUCUUUAAAGGAAUAUUUAAAACAGAUCUUCUAUUGAUAGUGGAUGUUAUCGCCAUACGUGACAAAGACAUUCCUAUGAGUUAUUUAAGUUCCUAUGGUGGAAAGUAUCUAUUGAUGGCAUUUGCCUUGUACAGUAUUACUGAUUUUUAGAAUAAAAUAUAAAAGAUAUCA
This is a messenger RNA of Homarus americanus (American lobster), 3476 nucleotides long. RefSeq names its product group 3 secretory phospholipase A2-like. The coding region runs from base 180 to 1193 and encodes 337 amino acids. Gene Ontology annotation, biological process: arachidonate secretion; phospholipid metabolic process. The record is from RefSeq and is a predicted model, not a curated record. The transcript is spliced from 6 exons. Lineage: Eukaryota; Metazoa; Arthropoda; Malacostraca; Decapoda; Nephropidae. Gene Ontology annotation, molecular function: A2-type glycerophospholipase activity.